Zea mays is the source of this 2063-nucleotide messenger RNA. RefSeq names its product plastidic general dicarboxylate transporter. Gene Ontology annotation, cellular component: membrane. Gene Ontology annotation, molecular function: transmembrane transporter activity. The transcript is spliced from 4 exons. The coding region runs from base 120 to 1775 and encodes 551 amino acids. Lineage: Eukaryota; Viridiplantae; Streptophyta; Magnoliopsida; Poales; Poaceae. The record is from RefSeq and is marked validated. Gene Ontology annotation, biological process: transmembrane transport.
CGCCUCUCCAGCUCCCCGUUUUAUAAAAACAAAACAAACAAAAACAAAUCUUACCUGUCGUUGCUCUCCGCCGCCACCAGUGCCCGUAGCGCUCGCCGCCGCCGCCGCCGCCGCCACCAAUGGAGAGCCUCCGGCUCGCCGUCACCCACCGACCGGCUCUCCCUCUCCCGACCUCCCAUAGCCACCUCCGCCGCCGCCAUCUGCACCUCCACCUCCACUCUUACCCCAAUCCCCUCUCCCUCUCACCCCCCAUCGCCUCCCACCUCUCACCUAUCCCUCGCCGCCACCUGCCCCCGCUCCUCGCCUCCGCAUCGGCCUCUCAAGCGAGCUCUAAGCCGGCGGCGUCGGCGGCAUCUGGCGGUGCUAAACCGCUGCCCCUCUUUCUCUCGCUUGCCGCCGGCCUCGCCGUCCGCUUCCUCGUGCCGCGGCCGGCCGAGGUAACCCCAGAGGCCUGGCAGCUCCUCUCCAUCUUCCUCUCCACCAUCGCGGGGCUCGUCCUCGGCCCGCUCCCCGUCGGUGCGUGGGCGUUCCUUGGCCUCACAGCCACCGUCGCCACCCGCACGCUCCCCUUCACCGCCGCGUUCGGGGCGUUCACUAACGAAGUCAUCUGGCUCAUCGUCAUAUCCUUCUUCUUCGCGCGCGGCUUUGUCAAAACCGGACUCGGCGACCGCGUCGCCACGUACUUCGUCAAAUGGCUGGGGCGCAGCACUUUGGGCCUAUCCUAUGGGCUUGCCAUCAGCGAGGCUCUCAUCUCCCCUGCCAUGCCCAGCACCACGGCCAGGGCUGGAGGUGUUUUCCUUCCCAUCGUCAAGUCGCUAUCGCUCUCGUCCGGAAGCAAGCCCAACGAUCCAUCGGCGAAGAAACUCGGCUCUUAUCUUGUGCAAUCGCAGUUACAGGCAGCUGCGAACUCCAGUGCUCUCUUCUUGACAGCAGCUGCACAGAACCUGUUGUGUCUGAAGUUAGCAGAGGAGAUUGGUGUUAGUAUCGGAAACCCAUGGAUUACUUGGUUCAAGGUUUCUAGCGUGCCAGCAGUUCUUGGGCUUUUAGUGACUCCUUAUUUGAUUUACAAAAUAUUCCCCCCUGAAAUAAAGGACACUCCUGAAGCCCCAGCAUUAGCUGCCGAGAAGCUAAAGAACAUGGGUCCAGUAACAAAAAAUGAAUGGGUCAUGAUUGGGACGAUGCUUCUUGCAGUCUCACUAUGGAUUUUUGGGGAAACUAUUGGCGUAUCCAGCGUUGUUGCUGCAAUGAUUGGACUCUCAAUACUUCUUGUGCUUGGAGUGCUAAACUGGGAGGAUUGUUUGAAUGAGAAGUCUGCAUGGGACACCCUAGCUUGGUUUGCUAUUUUAGUUGGUUUGGCUGGGCAGCUUACUAACCUUGGGAUUGUGUCCUGGAUGUCGAAUUGUGUUGCCAAGGUUCUUCAAUCUUUCUCAUUGAGCUGGCCUGCAGCAUUUGUUGUCCUUCAGGCCUCGUACUUCUUUAUUCACUAUAUAUUUGCAAGCCAAACUGCACAUGUUGGAGCUUUAUACUCAGCAUUUCUUGCGAUGCAUUUAGCAGCUGGUGUGCCAGCUCUAAUGUCGGCACUUGCUUUGGCAUACAAUGCAAACCUCUUUGGAGCACUAACACACUAUAGUAGCGGGCAAUCUGCAGUAUACUUUGGAGCGGGGUAUGUUGACCUUCCGGAUGUAUUCAAGCUGGGUUUUAUAACAGCCGCAAUCAAUGCUGUAAUUUGGGGAGUUGCUGGUGCAUUAUGGUGGAAAUUUUUGGGUCUUUAUUGAGUGUCGGGGCAGUGUAAGUACGUGAAAAUCGUACCAUAUUAUCAAACAAGUAAUUCAUGAUCCAGCAUCGGAGGUGGCCAGGUGGGUUCGUUUUUCUUCCGAGGGCCUAUGAAUGCAUCAUAACAGAGGAACGCUCAUCUUUAGAAGUUUUUGAGCAUUAUCAUCAACCUAGAAAGCAGAUAUGUUUUCGUAGGUUCUUAAAUCGACGGUCGUUAUAUAUCCUUUGAUUUGAUUGUUGUACCCUCGUAUCUCCUCCCCAAGGUAAAUAAAAUGCAUGAGGGACUUUUG